AUGGGUGACGAAAAUUCACCGCAUUGCCCUCGUAAUCUUCAGAAUCUGGGUGAAUCAUAUAAGCAUGAUUCUUUGAAGAUCGUCAUGUACAGAAAAGACGAAUCAGAAGAAUACAGGCAAACGGGGAAAGCUGUAUGCGUCGAAUGCAUGCAACUCUUAACUGUUCAAGAUGGGAGCCACGUAAACAGACACGUCAAAGAAAGAUGCAAAAAGAGAAAACUAGUGGCAACGACCGGAGAAGAUGAAUACAACGAAAAAAAGUUGUCAGCCGCUCUGAUUUCUAAACUGACUGAUGCCAGUGCAAAGUUUUGUCUGAGAAGUGGAAAGGCAUUCAACUUUUGCACAUCUCAAUCUGUGAACAACUACACGUUAGACGUGCUAAAUGCAGUUAGUUCUGGAUAUGGGCUCGAUUGUCUCAAGCAACUACCUACCCGAACUACAAUUCAAAAAUAUACUGAAGAAUUAGCAAAAGAUUUAGUGUUGAAAGCAUUCAAUACCGUCAGACCGUUUGCUGGAAAUCGGUUGAAUCUUAUUCUGGACCAUGGAAAGUUAAUCAAUAAUUACCUGAGUGUAAUGGGAUCGUAUACUGAUGAAGAAUUUAAGCUCAUGGUUGUCCCACUUGGAUUCACUCCAGCACUUGACGGGAAGAGCACUUUAGAGACAAAAAAUCUCAUCGUGAAAAGAUUCGAAGAGUUUGAUAUUCCUGAAGAACUUGUAUUAUCAUCUUCUGUGACUGCAGACGGUGCCCUUUCUGGUUUAUCGAAUUAUUUCAAAGGAUAUAUUCGAUGUGUUUCACACUCUUUGAAUCUUGUGGCUCAUCGAGCAGUUGUGCCAUUGGAUAUUCACAAGAAUCGAAUGACCACAGAAGAAUUAUCCACACUUGCCGCAGUUUCAGAUCUCAUGAAAAACGCUCAAAAAGUCUCAAACGCUAUCCGUACGAAUGUGAAUUUAUGUAGUAGACUAUCAAUACUGCCAGUGUUAUGCGUUGAGACCCGUUGGAUCAUCGGAAUUAAAUGUUUAACUGACGUCGUUGAACUGUCGGAGGAGAUUCAGGCGAACUUUUCUGCCCUAUCGUCUAUUGGCAAACAAGCGUUCUCUGCUCUGAAUUUGGAUAAUUUCAAAUUUGCUAAAACUGUCGUGAAAUUUUUUGAAGAAAUCGAGUUGUAUACUAACGUUUUUCAAAGUCAAAAAUCAGUCACAAUGCAUCUUGUUCUUCCGACUUAUAAAAGGCUACGUGCUCGAUGGGAAAAAUUUCGAAAUUUCGAUUUCAACGAUUUGAAAGAUAGUGAUAUUGACAAUAAUGCGAAAAGAGCGAUCGUCAACAUGAUACCAAAAGAAGCAACUCCUGUUCGUGUCUUGGAGCCGACUGCAAAACGGGAUGGUAUUGAUUCACUCUACAAGCUUGUUAGUGAUUCGCCGGAGGAACAAACCGAAUUCGAUGAAUUCACUCAAUAUCUAUCAGAAUUUGUGAAUUAUGGCUCAACGGAGACCGUCGAAGAGUAUUGGCGUAAGAAAAGAAACGAAUUUCCACUCCUAUUUGAAGUCGCAACACGAGUCUUUUCAAUCGUACCAUCGGAAGCCGUGUGCGAAACGGCUUUUAACACGGCUUCCUAUCUCUUGGAUAAGCGCCGAUCUCGGUUAGGCAGCAAGAAAGCAGAACUUGUAGUUCUCGGAUCGCAAAUCGCUACUAAAUUUCCUGAGUGGAUAUAA
This is a messenger RNA of Caenorhabditis remanei, 1710 nucleotides long. RefSeq lists its product as uncharacterized. Lineage: Eukaryota; Metazoa; Nematoda; Chromadorea; Rhabditida; Rhabditidae. The coding region runs from base 1 to 1710 and encodes 569 amino acids. The record is from RefSeq and is a predicted model, not a curated record. The transcript is spliced from 9 exons. Gene Ontology annotation, molecular function: protein dimerization activity.